AUGGAUAAGUUCCGAAUGAUCUUCCAGUUCCUCCAGUCCAAUCAGGAAUCUUUCAUGAAUGGCAUCUGUGGGAUCAUGGCCCUGGCCAGCGCCCAGAUGUACUCCGCCUUUGAUUUCAACUGCCCCUGCCUGCCGAGUUACAACCUGGCGUAUGGCAUGGGCAUCCUGUUUGUGCCCCCCUUGGUCUUGUUCCUCCUGGGCUUUGUGAUGAACAACAAUGUGUCCGUGCUGGCAGAGGAGUGGAAGAGGCCCACGGGCAUGAGGCAGAAGGACCCGGCUGUCCUGCGCUACAUGUUCUGCUCCAUGGCCCAGCGGGCUAUGAUCGCACCCGCUGUCUGGAUCUCCGUGACACUGCUGGACGGGAAAUGCUUCAUGUGUGCGUUCAGCACCUCAGUGCCAGUGGAGAAGCUGGGGAACGGAAGCUACACAGGCCUGUCAGAGAAGGAGAUGAGGAGGAUGCUGGCCCGCAUCCCCUGCAAAGAGAUCUACAGCGGGCAGGAGCUUGUGGCCAGGGAGGUGGCGGUGAGAUACCUGCGCUGCAUCUCACAGGCUCUGGGCUGGUCCUUCGUGCUGCUGAUGACCAUGCUGGCUUUCCUUGUCAGGGCCCUCCGGCCCUGCUUCACUCAAGCUGCCUUCCUGAAGAGCAAGUAUUGGUCCCACUACAUAGACAUUGAGCGCAAGCUGUUCGACGAGACCUGCACAGAGCACGCCAAGACCUUCGCCAAGGUCUGCAUCCAGCAGUUCUUUGAGGCCAUGAACCAGGACAUAGGCCUGGGGCACACCCACGCCCCUGAGGCGGCUCCCUCGGAAGUGGGGGAAGAGAAAGAGAAGCUACUGGGCAUCACAGACCAGGGGACUAUGAACAAGCUCCUGAAGAGCUGGCACAAAUGCAAGCCGCCUCUGUGCCUCCAUCAGGAGGUGUUACAGAACGGGAACAGCUGGGUGGAGGAAAAUCAGCAUCGCAAUCACAUCAGUCUGCCCAAGAGGGAGAUUAUCACCUACUAUAGUAAAGUGUGA
Emys orbicularis (European pond turtle) is the source of this 1017-nucleotide messenger RNA. RefSeq names its product calcium homeostasis modulator 1 (gene CALHM1). The coding region runs from base 1 to 1017 and encodes 338 amino acids. The record is from RefSeq and is a predicted model, not a curated record. The transcript is spliced from 2 exons. Gene Ontology annotation, molecular function: monoatomic cation channel activity. Gene Ontology annotation, cellular component: plasma membrane. NCBI's taxonomy places the organism in Eukaryota, Metazoa, Chordata, Testudines, Emydidae.